This is a messenger RNA of Panicum hallii, 1619 nucleotides long. Its product is annotated as transcription factor PCF8-like. Gene Ontology annotation, molecular function: sequence-specific DNA binding; DNA-binding transcription factor activity. The transcript has 2 exons. NCBI's taxonomy places the organism in Eukaryota, Viridiplantae, Streptophyta, Magnoliopsida, Poales, Poaceae. Gene Ontology annotation, cellular component: nucleus. Bases 420 to 1289 code for a protein of 289 amino acids. The record is from RefSeq and is a predicted model, not a curated record.
ACAACGAGUGCUUGCUCCCAUCAGCACACACACACCGGCCGGCCAGGCAGCAAAAACAGCUCUCCCUUUCCUUUCCUUUCCUUUCCUUUCCUCCCUCCCUCCCUUCCUUCUCCAGCAAGAGCUUUCUAGCAAGCUAGGGUUUACGCUACAGUACCUGUACCGAGCCGUCGAUCGAUCGCCGCUCUCCUUCCUGCUCUCGAGAGCUCCUUCUUCUUCCUUGGCCACGCCGCCGGCCGAAUUCCGGUGAGCGGCGUCAGGCGCGCUCGCUCGCUAAGCUAGCUUAGGGGCGCUGCGGCCGGCUAUCCGUCAGAUUCAGCCGAAGGGGGCCAUGGUGCAAGCUACUUGAGCUGAUCUGAGAGGGAGGAAGUGUGGACUCUUGGUCAUGCUUGUGUGAUCAUGAGCGCGGUGGCUGGCUCAAGAUGAUAAGCGGCAACCUCACAAAUGAAGAGCUGGCGGCCAGGUGCACCAAGGCCGAGGUCCCGGCCGCGGGCGCCGGCGCCAAGCAGAGUCCCGCCGUGCCGAGCUCGCGGCACUGGCCGCCGUCCACGGAGUCGAGGAUCGUGCGCGUGUCGCGGGUGUUCGGCGGCAAGGACCGGCACAGCAAGGUGAGGACCGUCAAGGGGCUGCGCGACCGGCGCGUGCGGCUGUCCGUGCCGACGGCGAUCCAGCUCUACGACCUCCAGGACCGGCUGGGCCUCAGCCAGCCGAGCAAGGUGGUGGACUGGCUGCUCGACGCCGCGCAGCACGAGAUCGACAAGCUGCCGCCGCUCCAGUUCCCGCCGCAAGCGCAGGACCUCGUCGCCCACCUGCCCCCCUCCAUGGUGGCGCCGUUCGCGAACGGCGCAGCCGACCGCGCCGCCGCCGCCGCCGCGAACGCGGCGACGGGCGCGUCCGCGGCCAUGGCCGACGUUGACAAGCGCCACUGCCACGGUGGCAUUAAAGGACUCAUGGGCCUCAACAAUUCAGUCGGCCUCGUCAAUGGCGCGAUGCCGCUGGCUCACGGCUUGUACUACACGCCCGGUGAACCUUGGGCAAAUGGCAAUGCCGUCCACGACCAGGUGGGCCAUGGCACUUCGCCUCAGACGGUGGGUCACCACUCGCCGUUCUCAUCGCUGCUGUCUCUGGCUCCGGGGCCUCAGCUCGUUUUCUACUCGCCGGAAGGUGGCGGCUUCGCCAUGAAAGAAGCCGCCGAUCAUCAGUUCCCAGUAGAUAACCUCGACCAUUCGCAAGGGCAGCUCUCACUGAGCUCAUCAGCAAGAAGCUUCCUUCACCCCGGCAGCCAGGGAUGAUUAGGUCACUGAUCUCUACUGCUCCAAGAAGGUACGUAGAACAAUAAUGCUUGUUGUGUAGUAGUAAUCAGGUACUUGGGCUGAAGGUUCGUUAAGCUUGUGGUUGCAGUUUUGAGAUGGUAUUCAAAUAGGGGGCUCCAGAACUACGUAGAGCUGCUAGCAUGCAUAGUAAUUAAGCCUUUUUUUUCAGGGCAUGCAAUGCAAUUCGUUGCUUCUUUUUUAUGCAAGGAAGUAACUGGUAUGGUGUGUGUUGGUUUUUGUAAUAACAAUUUGGUAAUAUUCGAAUUCGUUCUUACCUAGCUUUAUGUUCCGGUUAGGACUUUUGCUGCU